Molecule: messenger RNA, 1460 nt
Organism: Mytilus californianus (California mussel)
Lineage: Eukaryota; Metazoa; Mollusca; Bivalvia; Mytilida; Mytilidae
Product: 4-galactosyl-N-acetylglucosaminide 3-alpha-L-fucosyltransferase 9-like
Exons: 2
Coding region: 127-1356 (409 amino acids)
Cellular component (GO): membrane
Molecular function (GO): alpha-(1->3)-fucosyltransferase activity
Source: RefSeq, a predicted model, not a curated record
GUAUUACCGGAUGCGUUGGCAGAAUACAAUCGAUUAAUAUGUAGUAAAGAUUAACUCUUUUCGAAUGCAUCUUUUCAACUAUUAAUCUACAUAUGUUGUCGUUGUUAUAACCAAGGGGCCCUUAAGAUGCAGUUCACAAACAACAGAACAAUUAAAAAGUACUUUGGAAUAUGUAUAUUUACAACAACUUUAACUUUAAUCCGUCUGAUUUACGUAUAUUUCGAUGAUGCCAGUCUUAAAACUUUAAACUUCACCGCAAAGUUAGCUGAAGGAAAAUAUAAUAAAAUUCUGAGACAAUAUGAUAAGUCAGAGUUCAUAAAACUAUCUACGACAGAGGGGGAAAUAACACAUUCAAUUGAGAAUAUAAACACAGGUAAAGGAGAUACAAAUAUUAACCAAGUUUAUUCAAUGAUGUGGCACACAAAACCAUUCUGGGCUCCAAAAGAUAUCCUUUCAUAUGAAUUUAGAAAUUGUGCGUUUAGGAAUUGCAUAGUCCGUGAAUCAUCAGAUGACACUACGCAUGGCACAUGUGAUGCAAUAUUAUUUCAUCACACAGAGAUGAAUAUAAAGGUUCCAAAUAAAACAUCCGGUCAAAUAUGGGUAUUCACGUCAUAUGAAUCUGAAAUACAUACAGCAAAGCACUUUUUGAAAAAAGGAUGGGACAAUAAAUUUGAUUGGGUAUAUAGCUACAGAUCGGAUGCUGAUAUAUCUUAUCCGUAUGGGUUACCGGACAGGAGACACAUACAAAGUGAAAAAAAUUAUACGAGUCUUUUCCGAGAAAAGUCAAAGAAUGUUGCCUGGGUAGUAAGCAACUGUAAAUCCGUUUCAAAGAGGUACCAGUAUAUUAAGGAAAUGAUGCAAACCAUACAAAUAGAUAUAUAUGGGAACUGCGGUAAAAAAUGUUCCUCUUCUUGGAAUAGUGACAAAUGCUUUAAGGAUUUAAGUAAAGAUUACAAGUUUUACUUGGCGUUUGAAAAUUCAAUAUGUAAUGACUACGUUACUGAAAAGAUAUUCCGACUAUAUCAGGACGGUUUUGACAUUAUUCCCGUUUACCGAGGAGCCCGAAAUAUAAAGGACAUUUUACCACACGACACCUUUAUAUCUUCAUUAGAUUUUAGUUCGCCUACACAACUUGCUUUGUACAUGACAAAUGUAGGAAGUAAUGAAAGUACAUACACUAAUUAUUUGAAAGCAAAAGAUAAGAUUUUUUUCAAAGGACAUACACGAAAGGAGGGUUUGCAGUCUAUGUAUUGUUCUGUCUGUGAAAAACUCAAUAAUAAGUAUAAACGAAGUCCUAAAUUAAACUUAACAAAAUGGAUGUUCGAAAAAAAUUGUUAUAUCCCAACAGACGUGUGACGAUAUGGAUGUUUUUAUUAAUUGAAUGAGAAAAAGUUGUUCUUAGAAACAAGUGUUACCUCAUUAGCUGUGUAUUGUGCAAUUAUUAAAAGUUUCAAGUACGA